Messenger RNA from Sesamum indicum (sesame), 1352 nucleotides. RefSeq names its product caffeic acid 3-O-methyltransferase-like. Gene Ontology annotation, molecular function: O-methyltransferase activity; protein dimerization activity. Lineage: Eukaryota; Viridiplantae; Streptophyta; Magnoliopsida; Lamiales; Pedaliaceae. The record is from RefSeq and is a predicted model, not a curated record.
AGAAACCCAUAAAUUAUUUGUAAGUGAAUCAUUGAAUUAUUGAUAUUCUUCUACGUUUACAUAUAUCUUUCAUCUUAGCCCCCAUUGUCUUCCAUCUCAAUUCGUGUAAGCAGAAAACAGCUUCUGGCUUAAUUUAAGCUGUUACAAUGGAAAACUACAAGCAUGGGGAAGAUGAGGAAGCUGGUGCUCUGGCCUUGGCUGCUUGUGUCUCUCAUAUCUUCCCCAUGGCUUUGGACGCCGCCAUUCAACUUAACCUCUUCGAGAUCAUCGCCAGGGCCGGCGUUGGCGCCCAACUCUCCCCUUCUGAUAUCGUGUCCCAACUUCCGACCAGCCACGACGGAGCAGCCGCCGUGCUUGAUAGCCUGCUCCGGCUGCUGGCCACCCACUCUUUGCUUACUUGUUCCGUGAGCAGACUUGAGAAUGGGGGGACUGAAAGGCGUUAUGGACUUGCUCCGGCCGGGAAGUUCUUCGUCGGAGAUGAGAAUGGGGUGUCAUUUGCUCAGCUUCGAGCACUCACCGGUGGGAAUGAAAGACAAUUCAGUUUAAAAGAUGCAGUUCUUGGAGGAGGAAACUUAACUGAAAGAAUUUAUGGAAAAUCUAACUAUGAAUUAAUAUUGUCGAAUUCGGAAAGUACUAAGGUGAUGUACGACGGCAUGAAAGCCCAUUCUACGGUGCUCAUGAAAAAAACUGUCCAAGUAUAUGAUGGUUUUUCGAGUUUGGGUUCAAUAGUGGAUGUUGGUGGUGGCAUGGGUACUGCUCUUGGUAUCAUCGUUGCAAAGUAUCCUCAUAUUAAGGGCAUUAACUUUGAUUUACCACAAGUUGUGCAAAACGCCCCAUCCUAUAAUGGCGUAGAGCAUAUUGGUGGGGAUAUGUUUGUUGAAGUACCAAAAGGAGAUGCCAUCUUACUCAAGUAUAUUCUGCACAACUGGAAUGACGAGAAAUGCAUUAAGCUGCUAAAAAAUUGCUACGAAUCAUUGCCAAGCAAGGGAAAGUUGAUUGUGAUGGAUUAUAUUCUUUCGAACAGUUCAAAAACUGAUGUUCAUGCAAAAUAUGCUUCUGGCAUGGACAUUAUCAUGGUGAUGAAUCUGGAAGGGAAGGAAAGAACAAAGGAUGAGUUUGAAAUCCUUGCAACAAAAGCUGGAUUCGCAGAGUUUAAGGUUGUUUGUUACGUGUAUGGUAUGUGGAUAAUGGAGCUCAUCAAAUCUAUUUAAACUCAUAAUUGCCAAAUUACUUUCUUAUUUCUCCACGAGUGUAUGAAGUUUUCUUAUCAAAUUAUGGUUCGACCAUAUAUUUUGAUAUUGUAAUAAAUUCGAUUUUUCGAUCCUUAAUCGAUAUCAUUGUUGUUGUUGUUA